CGCAAUAUUACAACACAUUUUAUUUUCCUGUUGCCAAAGCUAGGCGAAUGCGGAAGGCUUUCAAGUGAAGCCCGGGAGUAUUGCAAUAUUUUACGAUUGCAGUAAGUCCAAACAAUGCCCAUCCAUAGAUUGACCAAAGGUCUGAAGCCAACCACAACAAAACAUGAAGUACCAUUACUGUACCAUGAACCCCAUGUAGAGACAGGAUUCAGACAUAUACACCAGCCAUGGAGUUACUAUGCUUGUAGCUUAUUUCAAAAACACAAUGAAUGUAUGAAUGUUUGGACACAUUUGAUUGGGGUUCUCCUUACAAUCUCCCGGGUGAUAGGCUUUGCUAUUGAGUUUGGUGUUACAGAUCCAAAGAAAUGGUCACUGUAUGCAGGUCUAUUCACUAUGACCGUGAUGUACAUGUGCAGUACAUUUGCACAUUGUUUCUCGAACAAAUCCGAGCUGGUCCAUUACACAGGAUUUAUGAUUGACUAUGCAGGAAUUGGUCUGUUUGGUUUCGGUAGUGUGAUGCUACAUUACAGUUACUGUAUCAAGAAUAGCAUGAAAGGUGGCAUGAUUGAUACCUAUGCCAUUCCUAUAGGAAUAUUCCUAGGAUGGUUGGUGACAUUCUGUAAUAGUGUCUCAAAGGUCCGUUACACAAGACCUUAUCCCUUUACCAGAAAACUGUGGCAGUUAAUACCAGUGGCCAGUAUUUACACCUUCUUAAUAUUGCCAAUACUACAUAGAAUCUACUUAUAUUUCUUUCUAAAUGAACCAGAUUCUAGUAUACAUGACCAUAUACAGCAGAUAAUUUGGUUCAUGUUUGCCGGGUUUUUCUUUGGAUCAGAUAUACCACAACGAUUCUUCCCAGGGAAGUUUGACUUUUUAGGUCACAGCCACCAGAUUUUUCAUAUAUGUAUACUAUUUGUAACCUUGAAUCAGUUGGAUGCUGUAUAUGUAGAUUUACAUGAAAUGGAUAUGAGUCCAUACCAUGCCACUUUUAUGGGUUCUUUUGGAGCAGUUUUACUAGUCUUACUUGGUAAUAUUAUAAUAGUUUUGGGCUUUCAUAUGUAUGUUAGAUUUAAGAUUUUACCUGAAAGACACCAGCUUCAUCAUAAUGGUAAACAGCAUUAGAUAUACAUGAUAUAGCAAUAUGUAAACUCUGUUUCCUUUACGACAUUAUUUUUUCAUUUCAAUGAAGUACAGUGUGUGAACUGUAGCUUUGUUGGUCCCUUAUUGAUUUACUAAAUGUGCAAUUCAUAAAUAUUCACCAUUCUCUUAUACAUUUUGUUUAGAGCAGUGGAAUGUAUUUGAGGGGAAAUUUUAAGGAGUAACAGGGGAGUUUUCUACAAAUGCCUUUUGUUGAAUAUAUAUUGUUUUUUGUUUCAUUAAUUAUCUUAUUUUUAAAGUUAUUUUUCAUUUUACAUCACAGAAUUCUGAAAUUUCUGUUUACUAUUUCUGUUUUUUUUUCAAUUGUCUUAUAGUUAAAAUAUGUUUUAUCAACUUAAAAAAAGGGAUAAAGACCAAGAGACUAACUAUCUGUCCCAUACUGGAAACUGUAUAUGUUUGUAAUCCUGCUUGAUUGUUUUCUGUCCUUAUGUCAAAAAUAUACAAAUUACAACAAAAAAAAAUAUCUGUCCAACUUCUGGCUGUUCAAAAUUUCCCCGAUACAUGUAUAAGAAACUCAAAUCCAAGUCAAUAUACAAUUUUGUUAUUAUUAUUUUUUUUUAGCUCUUUGAUGAGCAAACAAGGGACCAUUAGAGUUGACGUUCUUCUUCUAGAUGAAUUAUUGUUUUGUUAUUGUUAAAGGUAUGCUUUGUGAUAUGUUUAUUCAUUGUAUUACGUUAUCUUUUAUUGAGAGUACAUUAUAUCAGAAUUUAUUCUCAAAACAAAAUAGUUUUGUAUAAAGGACUAUAACAACUGUACACCACUACACAAAUUCACAUUUUACAAAAUGUGGUUUAAUAAAUUUGAAAAAAUAAAACAAUUUGAAACAAUUAACAAUGUAAAGUAGAAGCAUGUUCAUGAAUUCCCCUUUUCCUGUAGUACUAGACAUUUUAUUGUUUUCCAUCUGUUUAUAAGGAUUAUAAAUCAAUUGAGUUUUUUAAUUAUUUCAACGAUUCACUUGUACAGUUGACUCAUUUUUCAGACAAAACAUAAAUAUGAGCAUAUUGUAUAUUUGCAAUGUAUAAAGUAUUGUAAUGUUAUUUUUACUGUCAAGCUUUUUGAACCACUGUUUUUCCUUUAAAAAAGUAGGUUUACAAACAGAUGAAAUAGAUUUGGAUUUUUUUUUUAUCUUGUCAAAAUUCUACAAAUUUUACUAAGAAAAAGUUGUUACAUGUAAUUAAGGAUUAUGAAAAACUUACUUUUUUCUUCCCCAUCAUAUUAUGAAUUAUGACGUUUUGCAUUAUUUUUGUUGUAAAUGGAUUCAGUGAAAAUCUUUAAUUGCUUUUGGUACAAAACAGUUUAAAUGGUAGAUUGCAUGUUUUAAUUGUGUUACUCAGCCAUUAUUUGCAAUACAUGUAGUCAAAAUUUCAUUAUAAAUUCAAAAUUUUUUGCAGUUAAAAUGUCCAGACAUUAAUUGAAAACUCUUCAAAAGUUUCAUUGUUAAUCACUGUUAUAUCAAGGAAAUGCUUACACUUAAAUGUCAUAAUGUCAUUCAUGGUACCUUAUUUUACCACCGUCUUAUACUUGUUAUAGUUUUGGGUCCAAUGUAUAUAUAUGAUCAGAAUAGCAAGACUGUUGGUCAUAACUUAAAAUGGAAGAAAUGUUAACCCACCUUCUCUUUUCUAUAAAUAUUUAUUGUUGAUUUUUAUAGAGUUUUAUUUAAUUAUUUAUUUAUUGAUAUUGUUAAGCCAGUCAGUCUAUGUUAUUGUUAAGCCAGUCAAUCUACUGUGGAUUCUUUUAUUUUAGUGGGUAUCAAUUUUGGCGGAUGGAUGAAAACUUACAUUUUCCUUGAUAUUUGAUUUUGUGGUUUAGCCAAUCUCUGUAUACAAGGCCUAUCUUAAAUAUGUAUUUCUUUGAACAUUUGAAUUCCUGGUUCAUCUGUACCCACGAAACCCACAAAAAUUGGUAUAUUACGAAUAAUAAUGAUUCCACAGUUUGUUAUUCCUAUAGACUGGCAGGACCAGUUUUGUUUUUCAUGCUUACUAUAACACAUUAUGAUCUUUAUGUUUUGUAUUUAUUUUGCUAUCAUCAUUGACAGUGAACAAUAUUACAGGUACAUUUUAGAUGUUUAUUUAGAACUUUAUGCACAUGAACAAAUUAUAUAGUUGUCUCAUAGGCAAUCAAUCAUUCCUCGUCUCUUUAUUUAUUUAUUUUUGUAAAACAAGGGUUUAUUUCUCAGGAAUAUUUUAUUUUUAUGAUAGAGAAAUGAACUGUGUUCAAAUUGUAUCUGUUAAAAUUGGUAGUUUGCAUAUAUAUUGAAGUCAUUUACCAGCCUGAAUUUACAAUAACUUGGAUGGCAAGGAAUUCAGAUAAUUACACAACAUCUUUAAUGUAUGGAAUAUUAAAAAAUGCCAAAAAAUUGGCAAAUAAAUAGAUGCAAUGCAUUGAAUAACAGUAAAAACUUUUGUAUGAGACAUCAUCUAAGAUAACUAACAUAAUCUAAAGACACCUUUCAUUGCCAUAUCAGCAGUAUUGAUUGGGGUUCUUGAAGAAAGCUCAUUUAACUAAUUUGAAUACUGAAACGAUGCACCCUAUAAUCCUCUCUCACACUGCAUUCAAGUCCUGGCGAUUUUUGCCAACUUAUAGUACUGUUAGUACUGUUAUAGUACUGCUCAUCUAUUAAUUUUUUUCAUGGUUCAGUGGAUACACAUUGUUUGUAAAGUACUCUUACAAUUUACCAAAUAUAGACAUGAUGCAAUAGUUGACAAAUGUUUAAAUUGUGUCAUGUCUUUAAAUGAAAUCCAUCAUAUAUUAUUUGUUUAAUUGUUUACUAAUAUUUUGUAAGGAUAGUUUAUGCUUAACCCAAGACUUACUUUUAUUUAUAUACAUGUAAAAUUUUGUAUAUACAUUUUAUUUACAUGUAUAUUAUUGUAUAACCUUUAUUUAUAUAUGAACAAGCAUUCAAGUAUUUAUUCUUACUUUAAACAUGUUAAACUGAAUGAAUUUUAUUUCCCAGCGUAUCUCAUGAAUGUAAACUUUGGUUUUUCCGUUUGAAUGGUUUUACACUAGUAAUUUUGAGGCCCUUUAUAAGUUUAUAGCUUGUUGUUCUGUGUGAGCCAAGGCUCAGUGCUGAAGGCCGUACAUUGACCUUUAAUGGUUUACUUUUUUAAAUUGUUAUUUGGAUGGAGAGUUGUCUCAUUGGCACUCACACCACAUCUUCCUAUAUCUAUUUGUAUAGAUAUUUUGUUUUUUCCUGAUGAACUCUGAAGAAAAGAAUUUACCUAAGUAAACAAUUCUCAGUACUUAUAUUGUAAACAUUUCUUGAAAUGUAAUUAAAGUAACAUAGAUUUUACAGUUGUCAGAAAGCCACUUUGAAGUCAUUUUCAUUUUGCAAUCUAAGGUUUUCAUACAUGUACAUGUGUCAUUGUUAAAGCAAUUAUGGACCAUGACUCCUAAAUGGCAGGAACAAUCUUUGUUUUUUCAUCAAUCUGAAAAAAUGGAAUGCAACCAAAAUUUUUUUCGUCAAUAACAACAUAUUAAGAUUUGAUAGGCAUUGGUUGAAUGGUAUUGCAAGGAAAUGACAUAUAAAAGUGCACUUUCUUAUUAUUUUCUAAUCAAUCAAGAACCAUAACUCUGUAAACUUAGGGAAACUUGAGGAAAACUGGAUCAUGAUAUGUGUUUUCUAUGUGACCAAAGCUCUUAAUAGGGUUUUUGAAUUACAACAAAUAAUAAUCAGUUUAAAAAUGUCAAAUUUGUAUGAUUUUUUAGUUUUGAAAUAAUUCUCAAAUGUAACUAUUGUACCUGAAUAUCUUCAUAUAAUUACAUGUACAUUAAUAGUACAAAAUCUAAUGCACCAGAUGUGCAGUCAUAAUGUGGAAGUAGAAAAAAAUAAUUACCCAGACAUACACCUUAUAUUUAUGUUAAAAUGACAUUUUAGUGUAACCUUUGUGUUCAUAUCAAAGUGCAUAAUCAGAGAACUUUUUUUUAUUUGUCAAAAUAUUACAAGAUCUUAGUAAUACAUAUCUAGGUCCCUUUUUGAUACAAAAGGGGUCUAUCUUUGACAUGGUUCUUUGUAAUUAAGGGUCCCAAAACAAAGACUUGAUUAAGUUUGUCAACUAGAUCAACAAUUUUGUUUAAAUGGUACACAAACAAUAUUUGAUUAUGUACUAUCAUAGUCCACAAAACUUUCUUAAACCAUUUAAACCUUUAAAAGCCCAGUGGUAAUUUUAUCUUCAAUGCUUGGAAUUGGUUUUUUGAAGAGCAAAACACAUCUUCAGUGUCAUCAAUGAACAUCACAGAAUAUGAAGCUUGUUUAUACUUACUUAACUGUUUAAUGUAUUGAAUUUGAUGUUAUGUAUGCUACAUGUAGUAUCAUCAACACAUAAAGUGAUCCAUCGAACAUUAUACAUAAGAUGAAUUGCUCUACUAAUAAAAUCCUAUUUAAUGGUUUUUUUUUAUGUACAAAGACAGAAAAAAUUAAUUGAUUUGUUUUCUCAUCACUUUUAUUUCAUUGUAUAGUUGUCAUUGUUAUUCUCUUAACAUUACUCUGUGGGUCUUUUUUUUCUACAAAAGUACCAUAUUUUCUACAAAAUUACCAUAUUUUCUACAAAAGUACCGUAAUUAAUACGGGGCAGAUCCAACCAUUUUAAAAAGAGGGUUCCAACCCAAGAUAA
Messenger RNA from Mytilus trossulus (common blue mussel), 5768 nucleotides. Its product is annotated as membrane progestin receptor beta-like. Bases 115 to 1122 code for a protein of 335 amino acids. The transcript is spliced from 2 exons. The record is from RefSeq and is a predicted model, not a curated record. Lineage: Eukaryota; Metazoa; Mollusca; Bivalvia; Mytilida; Mytilidae. Gene Ontology annotation, molecular function: signaling receptor activity. Gene Ontology annotation, cellular component: membrane.